ACGGCGCAGGCACGCACACACGUGCCGGUCUUGGCCUGACUUGACCGCCAGGACUUCACAACCCCCGGAAGUCCGAAGCUUUUGUUCGGCAUGCGGAGUACCAGUACCGCCUUGCACCCAUCCGGAGUCCCGGGCAGCGAAGGCGUGCGGUGGGCUGGGUUUGGAUGUUUUGCAGUUUGGCUGGGUUUGGCUGGGUUUGGGUUUCGCUGUGGUUGGCGGUUUGGCUGGGUUGUGGUUGGCUGGGUUGGUUGGUUGGCUGCGUGGGCUGGCUGGGCUGCGAGGGCUGGCCGCUGGGCGUGUGCGGUUGUUGGGUCCGCUACUGGGUACUACCUACUAACUACAGUCUACAUGUGGGUAUAUGUACUAGGUACUAUGGUAUGGUACAAUCGCCCCCCAGGCCCCAGCAGGAGAUACGUAGCUACACACGCCGUAUGUACGCAGAGCAGAGGAAGGGAAGGGAAGGGAAAGACAACGUCGGGACGCACUGGGAUGGGUACCCUGAGUAAAUACCCAGAAGGGUAUGUACGUCAUCGUAUCUCCGGAGGUGCGCUUACGUGCAUCAACGGGUCGAUCUACAGACCUACCUACGGACCUACAGACUUUCCGCCUUCCAUCCAUCAUCCAUGUAGAGGGUUUCCUGGGAAACGGGCGCAGACUCUGCGGACUCUGCGGACUGCGGAGGGAGACAUGAUUACAUACUUGGGUGCUAUGAGGACCCUUAUGGUAUGUUGAGGGUAUAUAGCGUGUCUGCGCAAGCAACGUGAUAGGCUGCCAAGUGGUUGGUUACCUACCUAGUCCUCGGUGCAGUGUGCACCUUAGGUAGGUACUCUAACUAGGGUAGCCGCGCAGGAGAAAGAGGGUCCUCCGGCCGGCAGACACGUUAUGCGGGGAUGGGGGAGGCGAAUAACUAAUGGUGAUGGCGGUGGCGAUGGCGGUGGUGGUGGUAUCUAUGAUAUGUACGCAGAGUACGGUAGGUGUCGGUACGUAGAGUAUCUGGAGCGGAGUACUCUACCGCAG
This is a messenger RNA of Tricharina praecox, 1017 nucleotides long. RefSeq lists its product as uncharacterized. The transcript has 2 exons. NCBI's taxonomy places the organism in Eukaryota, Fungi, Ascomycota, Pezizomycetes, Pezizales, Pyronemataceae. The record is from RefSeq and is a predicted model, not a curated record. The coding region runs from base 91 to 732 and encodes 213 amino acids.